This is a messenger RNA of Sabethes cyaneus, 2868 nucleotides long. RefSeq lists its product as uncharacterized. The coding region runs from base 1 to 2868 and encodes 955 amino acids. Gene Ontology annotation, biological process: negative regulation of centriole replication. Gene Ontology annotation, molecular function: microtubule binding. NCBI's taxonomy places the organism in Eukaryota, Metazoa, Arthropoda, Insecta, Diptera, Culicidae. The transcript has 15 exons. The record is from RefSeq and is a predicted model, not a curated record.
AUGAUCGGAUCAUUUUGGAAUUUGUGUAGAGCGUGCCCUUCAAUGCCUGUAGAUAAGCUCCAUUCGGAAUAUAGAAGCACCUACCGAUGGCACGAGUACACUGGAGGUCCCGAAGUCGUCCGUAAACCACCAGUGCCAAAUCAAUUCGCCAGCUCUAAGGUGGAUCACUUCUUUUCCAAAUCAACGGAGGAUGAUAAAUUUAUUGAAGCUUCGAUCAACGAACCGCCUUUGCCGAGAAGGAAAAAAUGCCCGGAACUGGCAUACCGGUCACAUGAGUUCAUGUCGAGCCGGGCCAAUGAGCCGCCGGCGUCUGCGCUACAUGGUGGUGGCCAGGAUAGGCCGGAUGCCGCUACGACUCACUCACGUGCAAGGUCUGAAGAACGUGGAACCCCUUCCCGUCGCAGUAAAUCGGAAGGACCGCCAGGUGUCGCUAACGGACGGCUUCCGACCGGAACCGGAAUCGCUAACGGAACGCAUGAGCCGGUCUCGGUCGAGAGCAAGGCACAGGAACAGGCGGGUGAGUCUAGUGGCCUAUUCAAAAAAACUAUUAGCAAACUGAGCACAGAGUACCGCCUGCAGUUCGUGUGGCCACACGUGCGCAGAGCGCUAAAGGUGGCCCCGGAUGGCGUGGAUUCAGUAAUCGAGCUUCCGCGAAAGUCCCUCUCGAUGGGUGCGAUCAAGGCAGCACAGGCCGCUGCCACUGCUGCAGGCCAGACCGUGCCGACCGUGCAUAAAAAACGAACCACGAACGAGCGAGAAGCGAACGCUCACGAACUGGAACCGUUGGUGAACGAUGUCGAGGUUUCGAAGUCGCAUCAUGAAAAACGUGACAUCGGCACUAUUGUGGAGCAUAAGCUUAAAGCAUAUAAAUCGGAAAAGGAAAAGUUUGGUUUUGAACCGGAAUUGGAUGGCGGAACUGGAACUCGUGGCGAUGCAGCAAUGGAUUGUACUUGGUACAAAGAAGUACUUGAGUUGCGAAAGAAAGCGGGCGAAUACAGGAAUCGCGGCUGGGGUGUAGAAAUGAACCCUGAGCUCUUUUCUAAGCAACAGGAGCUAUGGGAACAGGUGUCCAGGAGAAGCUCAUUGAGCGCUUUGUCAUUGGCCUCCAGUGUUAGACCAAUAACAAAAGAAGAGAAAGAAAAGGAAAACACCAAGAAAAGUUCACCUACCAAGCCGCAUACUCGCGGUAGAAUUCCCGGCAGCGCACGGCCGGUCGAAAUUAAUAGAAACCUUCCGGAUGGAUUAGCAUUGUCACGUAGCCGAAAAGAUAACAUUCGGCACCAUUUGGAACGUACAACCGGUCCAGAUGUAGAAGAAGGAGCUCUGCUACCAUCUCCCACGCGUGAAAAACUCAUGCCGACAAUUCCACGAUCGAAAGGAGAUAGUCCCCAGCGAGGAAGUCCUCAAAAAACAGCAUUAUCUCGACAUGGAAGCCCCCAGAAGGGAAGCCCCCAAAAAAGUAGCCCAAAGAAAAUGUCCAACAAAGGACGAUCUCAAUCAGUUGGACCCACCGUGGCUGCUGAAACAACCGCUGGUGGUAUCGGAGGAGGUUCACCCAAGCGACAGGUUCGAGUUGGAAGCACUGCCACUGCCUCAACAGCUGCAUCGGCGGCUAAAGCGCACAACAAAAAAACGCCCACCACAGCAACCACGCCAUCCCAACCGGAACGUCGGCCAAGACCAACAACCCUAUCCACCACAAAUCAUUCCCGUUCCAAGAGUAGCACUCUGCCGCAUGCUGGCACGACAAGAGUGUAUUCCGCUCCUCUCAGUAAAUCCAUGAUGACUAACAACAACAUGACCAACAACAUCAAUAACAUUAACAACAACAAUAUAACUAAUACCAUCAACAGCAGCAACAACAACCACCCAUCCACUCAAACACGUCCGUCAACAUUACCUAGCAAACCCGACCUGAGUAACAAUAAUUCCAUUCCCAACAACCAAACCAUCGCAUCUUCCAUAACUACAGCCUCCUCGCAUCCUUCACGCGCUAAGCUCACACUCGGUACAAAGAUUGGCUCGCAGAAUCGGCCCAGAACGGCCAGUAGUGGCAAAGCGGCAGUCGUCGAUUCGUUGAAAAAAGAACCAGCGCGCAAAUCCGCAAACAGCAAAACGCAAAACGAAUUUGGAACCAAAGCUGCGGGAAACGAAGAUGACGCAGAAAAGGAUGGCGUUUUGUCGGCAACCAGCGCUAGUCCGCUACCGGCCCCGGAAAUUACGGAACAGAUCAUAAAGUCGCCUCCCGAGCCAACAAGGGUUAAAUCACCGGAGCAGAUCAUAAUGCGUUCUCCGGAUCCGGUGAACUGGACUGUUCCACUGGACACGGGAAAAACAUUCACUGUCACCCAGAAUGUGAGAGAAGGUGAGUGUGACACAGGUGAUCCCAUAAUUCGACCACACAGCGAGAUAAAGGCUUCUACUCCGGUGGAUUAUCCUCCACCUGCACCACAAUCAGCACCGCCAGAGCUUGCAGAACAAUCCAAAUUGCCCAGCAGCAAACUAGAACCCAACUCCAUAAAGGAGUCCGAAGAUGAGGACGACGAAUUAUUGAAAUCAAAAUCAUCGGUCACGUCUUCGGUGAUUCCAACCUCGGUUGGUAUACCCGUCGAGCUUAACCCGACACCAGUUGCCACUACGACUUCCCAGGUAGCUCCUCCCCAAGUAGCACAAAGCACAUCGGAUGUUCGUUUCGAUAAGCCGGUUCCUGGGUCGACUUUACGGUGCCUGGACGAUCCGGCUUACGAGUCGGACAUCAAUUCACCGGUAGGCAACCGGAAUGUUUCAUCGGAAGUUUUGGAUAAAGCACGCGACAGAUUCGAUCGUUUCUGGGGCAAUCCGGAGGGAAACAAGCCAGAGGAAACCUAA